This is a messenger RNA of Blastomyces dermatitidis ER-3, 525 nucleotides long. RefSeq lists its product as uncharacterized. The coding region runs from base 1 to 525 and encodes 174 amino acids. NCBI's taxonomy places the organism in Eukaryota, Fungi, Ascomycota, Eurotiomycetes, Onygenales, Ajellomycetaceae. The transcript has 4 exons. The record is from RefSeq and is a predicted model, not a curated record.
AUGUCUGUCAAGUUCAUCGUUUUUCUGGCCUCUAUGGUCUUUGCCAUCAUGGCAACUGCUGCAAACCUCCCUCGUGCUGCCGCCGAGAAAGCUGUCGUCGACUCUCCUCGUGGAUUGGGAAGCCAGGGCUUCUUUGGCAAGAUUGUUGCUCGUCAGGAAACAAUCACUGUCACUGCCACCGCCACCGCUGAGAGCUGUGAUGCUUUCGACCCGGUCACAUCUGAUCCAUCCCAAGUUUCUGAAAUUCAGUCCACGACGUCUCCAGUCCUUGCUCCGGUCUCCAGCAGCGUGGCAGUUUCUUCUGCCUCUGAGGCUCUAGGGUCUUCUGUUGAUCCAAUUGCGAUAUCCUCUACGGCGGUCAGCAGCAACCCCGCUGUUUCAGUUACUCCUUCUGCAUCGACCCCUGUUGCCUCUGAGACCGGUAUCGCCCCGCCUAUCGAAACCAACUUUGCGGUUCGCAACGGUGGCCUCGAGGGUGCAAUCCUUGUUGGUGCUGCGGGAUUUGCUGCUCUUGUGGCGUUGUAA